Molecule: messenger RNA, 11170 nt
Organism: Caretta caretta (loggerhead turtle)
Lineage: Eukaryota; Metazoa; Chordata; Testudines; Cheloniidae
Product: torsin-1A-interacting protein 2
Biological process (GO): membrane organization
Cellular component (GO): membrane
Molecular function (GO): ATPase activator activity
Source: RefSeq, a predicted model, not a curated record
AGUUCACUGUCACGUUGACAGUGGAAGGAUUAAGAGCCUAUGGGUGUGUGUAUUUCGGAGGAUCUGUUUUCCCUCUAAUAUCGAAACUGAAGGGUGCUGGGGACGUUUGUGGUAGGGAGCAGUUUAGAUCUGCCUGUAACAACCCCUCUGCUAAGAAAUACCCGCGAAGAGCAGCUGCUGCAAUCCACACAAUUGGCUCAGGGGUUGGUCUCCAUGAGCUGGUUGAGACUAAUCAAGCUACUCGGACCAAAAAGAAGAUAGCAGGCAUCUGUAUGACCUAACCAGGAAGUGUAACAAUCUAGUCAAGAAACCAAAACACCAAAAGAUCAAGAGAAUGGCAGAAAAUGGAGACCAGGAUCCUCAUCAGACCUAUCUGGCCCAAGAAUUGAUGAGAAGAAAGGAGGAGAGGACUCCCCAGGUCCAAGAAGGUGAAAAUGUAUUGAGGACCCACCAAGAAAAGAUGAUUGAAGAUUCUGGCUCUGUCCAACUGAAAACCUCCUUAGAAAUAGAAACGCUAGGUCCCCAAGAGACAAACAGUGUGUCUGGAAGCUCCUCCGCAGUAGAUGAAGAGGAUUCCUCAGAGGGAAGGCCAGUGAGUUCUGAUGGAAUUUCUCUGAAAACAUACACUAAGGAGUCUCCAGGCCUUCUGAACCUUAACCCAAUGGGUUUACCAGACUAUUCCCUGGACAAAGACACAGUAUCUUCCUUCGGUGAAAGGAAAACACAUUCAGUGCCAGUAGCUCUGGAGGAGAAAAUCACAGGGGAACCCCCAACAGAAGAGAACAGUGUAUCCACCCCCAGUGCAGAGCCACAAGAUCCCAUAAUCCAAGAAACCACACUUUCAUCUGCAGACUUCCUGGAAUCAAUGAAAGAGAGUAUCUCAAACAAGGAAGAAGAGAGACCCCAAGACACUGCGCGGAAGAGACACUCGACUGAAGUGGUGAAGUCAGAGGCUGAAGCCCAUCCACAAGAGACAGAGACCAGGCAGGAAGCAACACCAGAGAAGGAGAAGCCCUUUUUAGGCAAUGGUCUUGCCUCUCCUGCAGCUUCACUGGGAGUCCUGAUACUUGUAGUUUGUCUCAGCAUAUAUUGCAAUGGCUACUAUACUUCCCAGCCCGACCAUGUGCCAAAAAAUCCAGCCUUGGAGGCCUUCUUGUCUGGGUUUAACCAGCUGAAGGACAGAUUUCCGGGCCAGAGCUCCUAUCUGUGGGUUAGAGGGCGAAAAUUAUUGCAGAGGCAUCUCAACGCUUCCAGUCAUACCGAGCCAGCUAUUUUAAUCUUUACUGCUGCCCAUGAAGGUGAAGAAACCUUAAAGUGCCUGAGCAACUGUAUUGCAGAUGCCUACUCCACCUCACUCCGUGCCAGCACGAUCCAGAUUGACGGAGCUGGUAAAGCCGCGCUCAGCAGCGACAAAGCUAAACUGGAGGUGGAUUAUGAGCUGAGCACCGGCUUUGAGGAGGGCAAGAGGGCCGCAGUGGUGCACCGGUUUGAGUCCCUGCCAGCUGGCUCCACCUUGAUCUUUUACAAGUAUUGCGACCAUGAGAGCGCAGCCUUCAAAGACGUGGCGCUGCUCUUAACGGUCCUGCUGGAGGAAGAGAAGCUGGAGGCUAAUAUGGACCUACAGCAGGUUGAGGAGAGAGUCCGUGAUUUCCUCUGGGCCAAAUUCACCAAUGCCAACACUCCCAGCUCCUACAACCACAUGGACACCGACAAGCUGAGUGGGUUGUGGAGCCGCAUCUCCCACCUGGUCCUGCCCGUCCAUCCAGUAAAAGCCAUAGAGAACAAUGGCUGUUCUUUCCAAACCAAACCAUAGAGGUGAAUGAAAUCAGCUUCCACGAUAGCCAAAGCCUUCAUGUUGAGGAGGCAAGUCACUACUAAGUCAGGGAUCUGGAGCCAUUAAUGAACAAUGAGCUCACUUUAUAAUAGCAUGACACUGUCACAUCUAUUUUUACCUCUUGGGAAGAUUUUAUAAUUUUCAAAGUGAGACCCAAUGGUGCAGGCGUUAACUGGCUAAGCCGUCUCAGCCAGUCGUGUUGGAUAUACACUAGAAUGAUGCUUCCCAUUUGUGGAGUAAUAGAUGGGAAGAGCUAAUGCUUUAAACUGCUAACUGCACAGCUAGAAGAUGAUGGCCAAUGGGGGGAAUAGACAGGGAGGGGAGUGGUUAUUGAAGGGACAACAUCACCUUGACAAGCAGAUUCCUCCUGGAAACGAUUGGACCUACUAUAGAUACAUGUAACACAGGAGGUUACUAUAACUGACAGAAGCAAUUAAGUUGAAAUAUUUAUCUCCUCUCCCCCCUCCCCCGCCCUAUUUGUUUACAUUUGACAGCAGUUUGCAAAAGGUGAUUUCAUUGUUUCCUUUGCAGUGUCAGUUUCUUUCUCCCUGACUGAAAGAAACGGGGGAGCAGAACACCCCAGUUAAAAAUACUUCAGAGAUAUUUUAAAAAGAAAAUUAGGAUAUACUGGCCAGAGCCUUAGCUGCUGUAAAUCAGCACAGCUCCCUGAGAAUCUGGUUCACUGUAUAUAGGGUGUUCAACCAGAAAUGGCAAUUUUAAAAGUAGUAGUCAAUUAAAAAAAAUAUCAGGUUGACAGUGGUUCUAAGGACUCCUCCUGCAGGGGAGGAGGGGAGUAUGCUGAGAAAUUCCACAGGGAGACUUUGAAAUCUGAAGGUAUUAUUGAAGUAGCUACUUCAAUCUAAUCUGAAGCCCUUGUACAUGGAAAGGUGCCAAGUCUCCCAGCUGCUGUGCAUCUCAAGAUUCUUAGAUUUGUGUGACGAUGCUGCAUUUCAAGUGACACUAUUUGGUAAUGGUUAAAGGAGAGGCCACUCUGAAAGCGGGAGAAGGAGAAGAAGGAAAAGUAGCAGGUAGGGAACGGAAGGAGCAGGGGAGUAGUAAUGGGAGAGAAAAGAUUGAUAAAAUAUUGAUCCAUAUUAUCUAAGAAGGGAACCUGUCAGAUCAAAUCUGCCCCCAAACUGUAUCAGACAAAACCUAAAACCAAACUAGAUUUUUCCAGGAUUUUUUAAAAAUGCCAGUGGAAGGCCUUUCUGAACCACAAAUAACCCUGUGCAGUAUUUGCAAACCAAGGGCCAGAUUCCGGAUCCUCUUGCUCAUGUUAAAUAGAACGAGAUGUCCCAUUGGUGCAGUUUGGCGAUGGAGAUGACUUUGCCAGCUUUCCACAAGCAGAGAGUUCCACAGGCCAUCUCCAUCCUCUUAGCCCACUUUGCACUGGUUACAUAGUGCACAGGGGACUUAUCACACUGGAGCAUCUGGCCCAUUGACUUCAGAGGGACUAUUUGAUGGAGCAAGGGACUAUUCAAGGUGAGUCAGAGCAUCCGAACCCAGCCCACAUCAUUGUGUUUGUGCAAGAGAACCUGAAAACGAAACUAACUAGAAAGUGAUUUCAUUGUCCAAACUGAGAGAAAUGCAAGAAGGUAGUUAACUUGAUGGUGUUAAAACCAGAUUAGAUUUUUAAAAUUCAGUUAGAUUAUUUAAACUAGGAUGAUACUUAAAACACAGGUGAAGGAAGGUUGUUGCGUUGGUUUUUUUAAAAUGUUUAACUUGACAUAACCCCUGUCAAGGCUGAAUCCCCCCUCUGUCACCUGAGUGCAGAAGGUGGGGGCCCACAAGGAUUCUAAAAAUUAAUACUUGCCACACCAGGCUUGUAUUAAACUCCCAAGGUUACAGCUUUUCUUUGACCUUGGCUUGGUAAAUGCUGCCGCCACCCAAAUGCAAAAAAACUCCCUUGGACCCAGGAAGGAGCACUUGGGAAUUUCCUCCCUGUGAGGUAUCCUCAAGCCCUCCCCCAGGGUAAGAGUUGAGAAAGAAAACAAAGGAAAUUUAGCUGUUGCUACCAGCUAAUCAAACAGCAUAUGCACAAAUCUCUUAGGACAGCGAAAAUCCAAUCCUGUUCUUAAAAAAGGUAAAUUUUAUUACAAACAAAAAAAAAGAAAAUACAUCAGGAACUUAGGCUUUUGCUAGAUUUUAAAAGAGAAAUUCCAAAAAUCAAGCACCCAAAAUAGCUUUUUUGGGGGUUCAGCUUAAAGGUUACAAGCAAACAAAAGCAUCUGGAGUUAGCACAGAGAAGUCUACAAGCCAAUAAGAAAUAAAAGAAAUAACCCUAAUCGCGUCUUUUUAGACAUUCCCUAAUUUUACUUACAUAUCUGUGGCUUCAGAUAAGUAGGUUGGAGGUAUGAAUUGAUAAUCUAUAAUCAUACCUGGCUUAAAGCUGUUUACAGCAUUGCUGCUCCGUGUUCCUGCAGCCUGGAGAACAACUGACAAAGGGAAAGUUUCUUUUCCAAUUUUAAAAAGUUUUAUCUUCCCAUUGGCUCUUUUGGUCAGGUGCCCACUCCUUUUCUUUUACCUGUAGGCUAGUUAACUCUUUACAGAUAAAGCAAGCAAAGAACAGACACCAAGAGGAAUUUUACAGCUAACUGGCUGGCUGGGUGUCCAUUAGGGAGCUACCCUCCACACCCUUCAGUUAUCACACCUUAUGGACACCAAGCCAGCCAGUUAUCACAGCCCCUUUAAAAGAAAAUAACUUUCAGGAGCAAGGCUGUAAUGGCCUCUUUGUGUCACUGGUGAUGUCCCAGGCCACUCACACUCUGCUCCUUGCAAAAUCUUUUCCCUCAUCCUUUAUCUGUACAGAGGGGACCUUCCACCUGCACGCCUGCUCCCUCCCAUACAGAAGGGGAAGUCGCAGCCACCACUGUAGCAGUGUAUCCCCAGAUCCUGUGGAUGUUCGGGGGACAAGAAGGUGGAAGCUGGAUGGGGACAGGAGAAAUUUGGGAAGGGCUUUUCUCAGGAAGAUUUCCUCCCCCACCAGAGCCCUGGGAAGGGUGAUCGGCCAAUGGUUUGUAAUGUCACUGGUAACAGCAAACAGACAUAAUAAUCUUGUAAUUCACAGUUGCCUCCAGAUCUCUCUAUAAAUAGCUUUUAUGAUUAACUUUUAUUUCCCUAGACAUUUGUUAAUAGAGGUAUUUAUUUCAGCCCCUAUAGGACACGUUGCAAUAGGAUCUCUCUGCAUGGGGAGAGGUCACCUCACCAGCCCGUGGGAACAGCCACUCAGAGUAAUAGGAGUGCUUCAUAUGGCUGCGGAACUGAGUGCAUUGAUGGGUGGUAACAAGCUAAUACUUUAUUCACUGUUUGAAAGCUUAUGGAUCCCCAGCUUGGUGCACACCAAUGCAUUAUUGCACAUCAUCUUCUGUCCAUAACAUAGGGAGAGCGUGAGCCACUUUGGAGCAUGUUACGUCCACAGGUACUGAUGCAUUCUGGAAAGAGUCUAGAGAAGAGCUACUAAACUCAUGCUGGAGGGGACUCAGGGUACUAGGCUAAAACUCUUAAGGCCCCAAUCCUGCAAUGAGAUCUCUGCAGGCAGACUCCCUGCACCUGUGUGGGUACAGAGAGUCUGAUUGUACAGAUCACAUUGCAAGAUCAGGGCCCAAGUCUCUUCUGGUUGGAAAAGAAGAGGCUGUGGCAAGGAGUGGAGCUUACUUCCAAGUAUAACUGCCCAAAUGGAAGACGCGUUGUGAUGGGCGCAAUCUAUGUGUGGGCUGAAGAACCAAGCAAACAAGGUGAACUGCCCAAGACAGGCCUCACAAAGGCAUAGACUAUAUCUGAAUUAAGUAACAACAGGAAAAUGCUUGGACGCUCUGAGAUGGGUAACUUUGUAAAAUACCCUCUAAUGACUGUACACCAAUGCUGCCUGUGUCACACACCAGUGGUGCCUUGCUGAACCAUUCCAAAGGAAGACUAAGCUGACUCACAGCACAGCUCACAGUAUUCACUCAUUUCACUGCAGCCCCAGGGAUGCAGCCCCAUCUGCAUUUCCAAAUCUCAGGACUGAGACAGUGAAUUUUUGGGGGGUGGGGGGAAGAGCACAUGCCCCGAUUUUGCAUGUCUGCUUUUAUCCUUGCAAACAGAAUGCAUUGGAUGUGGCUUUUCAGCACGACCGGCCAUUUCAAGACAUGACUUGGGACUGUUGUUCAUUUUUCCAAAGUAGUUGGCAUUUUAUAUGUGAUCCAGUUCUUGUAUUGAAAAGCACGUGGUUUUCUCUCCCCUGCAGAAUGGAAAUAGGUUUUACUAUAGAAGGUGGGCUAGUGUUCUGAAGUGUUCCUUGGGAUGCAAUCAUCAUCCUAACACUCGGCUAUCCAGGUUUUAAGGAGAACAAUGAAUAACUGUGGCUGUAAAAAUUCUCUCUGUGCUGACACUCAGCAAACCAAGGGGUCCAGUCCAAGGAACGUUUUUGUACAAAAUCUGGGGUAGGGGGAACUUGGAUGCUUUUUACUUUUAAUCAAAGAAGUGCUCAACAAGGAAGCACUUUUUUGUUUUUCUGCGUGGCUUGGGAUUUAUUGUUUGCUUUGACUUAAUAAUCGGCAAGAGAGCAGUCUAUGGCGCAAGUUCAAUGAUUUGAAAAAAUAUUAACAUCUAAAAGUCAAGUGCCACUCACAGACAAUUUUAUGUAUUCAGUUUCUACUGCAUUGUCUUCUGUGCACUGGAAAGGAAUGAUUCUCAGGCACAUAAGGCACUGUGGACAAUGUGGCCCAUGAGCAUGAACCAGUCGAGUUAUUGCAGUGCAGAGAGAUUUUAUGCUUUUUUAAAGAAAAACUUCCUUGUGUUUCUUAAAGUCGUUCUUUAAAAAAAUACAUCAUGAGGUUGUAAAAGAACCCAACAAAGACUUAAAUGUUGGACUGAAGCCCUUGUCUUUUUAUAAAUUGUUCAUAUAUUUCUAGUGAGUUUUAGUGCACACACAGGAUAAUCUGUUGUAUAGGACAGAGCCAUACUUAGAGGUCAGGACAGGUCCUAUGCUAACAUAGCCCAUCUCAACGCUUGAUCCAAAGCUUAGUGAAGGUAGAGUGUCUUUCUGUUCUGGAUCAGCCUCUGACUGCAACUGAGCAUGGGUAGACCAUUGUGCUUACGUGGAGUUUCAUUGAGUCACUGGGAUUCCAUGUGGGUGGAUGGGGAAGGCUAGUGUAUUGCUUCCCUGCAACACCUGCCCUCAGAUAUUGCAUGCUUAACACACUCUGCUCUGUCUUUUUCUGUCACACUGGUGGCAGCAGUCAGCAUUAACUCUAUAUUUUGGGGCUUGGCUUCUAGUCCAGUCUUAGCAAACUAUACACUUGAAGCUUGUGCAUUUGUAUUCCAUAGAUUCCAAAGAAUAUGCCCUUUUCAUUCAGAUGGUCAAUUACCAAAUGUAAACCUCAGUCAUUUACUCUGGUCUUCUGAUGUGUGAUGGAGGAUUCAGUAACACCCUCACCAGAGAGAGAAACCUGGAGAUAAGACAGACAGAUGGCUGAAGAGGAAUACCUGGGACCCCCUCCACUGCUGAUUUAAGGCAAUCAUGGCCUUUCCACGGGACUUCUAUGGCUUUGGAGCAGGCAGUUGCUGAACCCAGCAAUCCCGUGCAACACUAAAUCAGCUUGUAUUUGAAAGCCAAUGGGAAACAGGGCAACUGAAGCAGCUUUAUCAGCAACUAUGGAGGGGCUCCAAGAUAGUCGUCUUUGAGCCUGCAUGCACUGGUGUUUUUGAACUCCUGUUUUCAGAAAGCGCACACAUCAGUUGGACUCUCUCAUGCUGUUAAUAUUAUCAUCAGGGACCUGAACCUCUGUUCCAAUAAAAGUGUUGAACUAGAAAUGUGAGUGGCGUCUAUUGUCGAACAGAAACAUUCAAGGCAGGGCAGGUGACAUUGGAAGAUUCUAUAUGGACUUGUGAGAUUUCACAGCUGUGGAACCUGUCUGAACUUUUCGGGCCAGAUUCAGGGAAAGAUAACGGGCUGACUAGGUUUUCACCUGGUGUAAGUCAACAUUGCUCCGUGACUUCAAUGGCACUACACAGAUUUACGCUACCUGAUGGUCUUGCUCAUUGUCUUUUAUGUUUUAAACAUAUUCAGGAAAAAAACAAACCAUCAUCAACCAAGUGGUUUCUGAUUAUUUUUAAAGACAGAUUUAAAAGAUUUUGCAGGACUAUGAUCAUGGAAGCAAGAGACAUCGAGCACUAACUAGAACAAAGGAAGUUCUUAUGCAAGCUUCCUCUGCAUAACAAGUAUAGAUAUCUAGACACUUUGAAAUUAAGAAUUUAUUUUUAAUCAGAUUCUGAAAACAAUUAUGGGAUGAUAGAGUUGUCUAUUAGAACAGAACAGUGGGAGGCCAAAGACCUGAGUUCUACUAUCAGUGUUCUGUCACUGAUUAACUCUGUAGCCUUGGGCAAGUCACGCAUCUUUGGCUCAGUUUCCCUAUCCAUAAAAUGGGGAUAAUUACAUUGGUAGAUUGUUUGGAGCAAAUUGAGUGAAAGGCAUUAUACACUGUAAGUGCAAGGUAUCACUCCUAUAGGACUGGAUCCAAACUCACUGCAGUCAAUGGAAUGAUUCCCAUCAGUUUCAGAGGGUUUUGUAUCAGAUCCGUGGCCAUUUCAGAACACGAUUUUUCAACGUUUACAAAGCAACAGACUUGUAUGACUAUCAAGCAAUGUGUGUGUCCAUAAUCUUGUUUAAAUCUGUAAAAACUGAAAAUAAGAACCUCCUCCUUCUAGGAGCUGCCCUCACACUGUGUCAAUGCAUCUGGUAAUUCACGUGCUAUAUUCCUUGGACCGAAGUCCUUCUGAGUAAGGUCAAACCUGCAAUUGGUGGGGUCACGCAGAGAGGUUCCCUUGGACACUUGACUCUCAUGCAUGGAGUAUGGAUGGAUAAGCCCCUAUGUUUUCAGUUUGAACAGAUUUUUACCAAAAAACCCUGGGUUUUACAAAAGGUAUUAUUUGUUUUUUUCACCGAUUUCACCCUACUUUUGUGUCAUUCAAAUAUAUUAAAAAAUAACUUGUUCUAUUAGGAAAAUACAAUACAUUGCAUGAUAUACAUGUAUUACAAUAAUACAUUAGUCUGUGUGUAUAUGCAAAGCUGCCUGUUGAAGUAAGGCGAUGUAUUAGUCUAGAAGAGACACACAAUAAACAGGCACGCUUGCAAGCUCCGAAGUGCAUGUGCAUCUGAACGUUCUGGUGAAUCUCACACCCACCACGUACACAUUUCAAGCUGUUAGCAGAUAACGGUUUAAAGAUUUGACACACUAAAAUUGGAAGAAAAUGAAAAUCUGUCAGAAUAUAUUUCAGAACACAAGGAAGUAUUUGAAAGUUUAAAAAAAAAACAGGAGAAAAGGAUGAAGUUGUGCUGCAAAUGAUGUGGCUCAAUUAUUAAAUGUAAAUAUAGAGGCUAAUAGUUCUAAGUCUACCACAGUAAACUGUUUAUUCAAAUGAAAAGUUUUAUUUGGGGCUUAGAGAUCUAUUGUUUUCUUUAACUCCGAGGUGGCAUUGUGCUUUGAGUUCUGUUUUAGUUCUGCAGCAAACCACACUGAAUUCCAUUCACCAAAGAUUUAAUCUACUAAAUAUGUUUUCCCUGUCCUUCCAUCCACCACAAUAAACCCCGAUAUUUACCCAGAAAAAUUAACAGUUUUAUGCACCGAUUUUCACCUGUUUUUGUUGUAGUAGUAAUAAACACAGAUAAAUUCCUGAGCAAAAUUAAAUAAAAACCAAAAACAAACAGCCCUCAUUAUGGAGUAACAGCUAUUUCAUGAUGAAAAAAGAAAAACACAGUCCAAUUAAUGUUUUUAUUCAUUCACACCUUUAAAGGCCUGAUCCAAAGCCCAUUGAAGUCAAUGAGAGUCUUUCCAUUGACUUCAGCUGGCUUUGGCUCAGGUCCUAAAUGACCAUUUCAAAUCAAAGUGAUGAACAUUCGCAUACCAUUAUCCCUUGAGUACCGGAAUUAGGCUUUCCAGAUAAGCUAUAUGAAGGGUAGCAGGUGCUGCAGAUACACCCAGUGCCUAGUGGUUAAAAGGAGGACAUGAGUACUUGGAAUGUUAAAUAGUUCCUUCUUCCUCUGGCCUGGAUCAGGGGAAACCUGCGGGGAAAUAAUGCCAUUAUUUGUUUCCUUUUACACUUGUGUGAGUUGCUAUAUAGUCUUAUAGAGAAAUACAAAAUCAGACGAGUCAGUGCUUAGACCGAAAGCUGUCAGCCAUGUGUGUCAAUACAUACAAAAUAACCACCAAGUCCUAAAUGAAAUUUAGGCCAGUUGGGUAAUCAGUAACAUUCCUAUGACAGGUUUCAGAGUAACAGCCGUGUUAGUGUGUAUUCGCAAAAAGAAAAGGAGUACUUGUGGCACCUUAGAGACUAACCAAUUUAUUGAGCAUUAUUUAAUUUAUUUAUUUAUUUACAAUUUAUUUGAGCAUUUCCUAUGACAGCAAAUAAAGUGUAAGUGCUCCCAGCUAAAAUGAAGGAGAUAAAGACCCUGAUUCUGUGGCUGUAGGACAAGUUUUUCACUGAGAAGCAGGCAGGGUAGAAGGAAAUGAUGCAGAAAUAGACAAGGUGGAGGAGUUAAGCUGAAGGGAGGGAGAUACAAAAAUGUGGUUAGUGUUGCUUGACUAAAUAUUAAUUCCAAAUGCUGAGAUCCUGCUGAUGGAACUCAAAUGGUGGCUCUUUAAAUACACAUUUUUACCACCAGAUGGCAUUGCUCUCCUUCAUAAGAAAACUGGUCUACAUGUCCAAGAAUGACCAAGAAAACUGUAGCAGGAUUAGAAUGCAGGUGCCCAUCCUUUCUAGGGGCAUACUCUGCCCUGUGAAGUAAAUGAAGGAGGACCUUGGACAGAGAUUCAAGCCACAUAAGGGGCUUAGACAUUCUCAGCUGCUUCAGAGGAAGAAUUUUUCUGGGUUUAAAGACAAUUUAUGUUUAAUAGUAUGUGUUGGGGGUUACUCUAAUAUAAAUGGUGGCUCAAACCACCAUUUAUAUUAGAGUAACCUCCAACACAUACUAGGUACUGUAUGUACCUACAGAAAGCCUUCAGGGAGCUUACACAACCUAGAAGGGCAAAAAACAGAUGACGGUUGGGGAAAGGAAGACAGUGUCGAGCGUAUGGCUUAUGUUAUCCAGGAGGUCAGACCAGAUGAUCACAGUGGUCCCUUCGGGCCUUGGAACACAUGAAUCUGUUAAAGUGUUUAGGGUGGUCACAGACACAGGUCUUGUUAGGUUAAUUUAAAAAAAUAUAUAAACUACUGCAAUUGUUCCCCCUUUUUUGCCAUUAUUCAUUAUUUGGCUUUGUUCUGUUAAAUGCUAACUUUUUUUAAAAAAAGUAAUUGUUAUUUGGUUUUUUAUAUUUGGAUGAUUCUCUGUUUCUUUUUUAAAUUGUACUGUUGCCUGCU